AUGCACCUUCUCCUUAUCCGGCACGGCCAGUCCAAGAACAACGUCCUCGAGGCUGAACAUGGCGCAGGAAGCGAAUUCAACAACAAGAGGUCCAUUGAUCCUCCGCUGUCAGACCUCGGUAUUCUUCAGGCAGAGCUUCUUGGGAAGCGCCUUGGAGCCCAACUUCGCAGUUCGAGAAAGAGAUUGAAGUUGAUGUGCAGCAGCAUGACGCGAGCUCUUCAGACGAUCGAGCCCUUGGCGAAGGAGCUGCAGCUGCCAGUGACGGUGCACCCGGAUGUGCAUGAAGUCAAGGGCUUCUACAAUAGGAGCGGAGAGGGGCCCGUCUGUGGCUCAGGAAAGCAAGCGAUAGAACGGCAGUUUCCAGGUUUCGAUGCGUCCCUGAUUCAAAAUGGCCAAGGACCAGAGACGAUUGCAGAGGCCGCAGCCCGGGGUGCACGACUCGUGAAGAUGCUGAAGAGCUUUGCGAAAUCAGGCCAUGAUGAGGACAUUCUCGUCAUUGUUUCGCACAACGAUCUCCUUGGCUUGCUCGGGCGGCUCUUGUUGGUCCCUUCGGGUGCAGCGCUCGAUGUCGCAGCGACCGAGCCGGAGCAGCUCUUCAACGAGAGUUACUGGCCAAUGAACAACACCGGCAUCAGCCACUUCGUUCUCGGUUUGAGGCCGCCGGCUGGAGCGUACCAGGUGGAUGUCUACCUGUUAUAUUGGAACCGCAGCGACCACAUGAGUGAAUGCCACAGAAGCGGGGUGCAGCUCAAGAACAUUGGAUUUACUGAAUCCGCUGAAUGGGCUCGGGUCGGUAGAGGUGGCAGCAAGCGGUAUCACCUCUUCCGCGAGAGUGCGGUGGUGCAUUGCCAUGGCUUUUGGAAGGCAGAGCACUGCCUAAGGGCACAGCUAACAGCAUAUUCUUAG
This is a messenger RNA of Symbiodinium necroappetens, 906 nucleotides long. The record is from the annotation of a GenBank genome assembly. Lineage: Eukaryota; Dinophyceae; Suessiales; Symbiodiniaceae.